Messenger RNA from Seriola aureovittata, 1749 nucleotides. RefSeq names its product agmatine ureohydrolase (agmatinase) (gene agmat). The record is from RefSeq and is a predicted model, not a curated record. The coding region runs from base 285 to 1376 and encodes 363 amino acids. Gene Ontology annotation, molecular function: metal ion binding; agmatinase activity. NCBI's taxonomy places the organism in Eukaryota, Metazoa, Chordata, Actinopteri, Carangiformes, Carangidae. The transcript is spliced from 7 exons.
UUUGGGGACUCAUGCUGCCUUCAGGCUCACAACCAUGUCGUAACUUUGAAGGCCACACGGACAACACGGACAAGAAACGCUGAUAUUCUACGGUGUACGGUUUACUGAAUUGCCAGACGUGGUGCAUUCAACAUAACAAGGUUUAACCACUUGGUUAAACCUUCAACAGAACCUUGGUGUUUUCUAACACGACAUGGGAUGUUACGAGCUUUCAAGCAAACACUUGAAGUAGCAGCGUAAGUCCGUCUCACCACAACUCGCUGUGGCUCUGUAACUCAGCAGGUAUGUUUUCCAUGUGGAGACACCUGAAUGCUUCUCGCACUUUUACCUGUACAGCAGCGGACUUCUUCUCUCUACAGCCGCGACACACGUUGUUCCUCUGCAGCGACGCGCGGGUUUUACGCAUAAAUCCAAACAGAGACUUCUCAGGGAAACGCUUCAAUGUGCCACCGAGCGCAGAGUUUGUUGCUCGGGUGUCAGGGAUCCCCACCAUGGCCAAGUUACCUUACCAGGAGGCAGCGGACGGGCUCGAUGCGGCGUUUGUCGGCGUCCCAAUAGACACCGGGACCUCGAACCGACCCGGAGCCAGGUUUGGUCCUCGUCACAUCAGAAUGGAGUCCGCCCUGUUGAGGGCUUACAACAGCGGCACCAGGGCGGCGCCUUUCGAGUCCCUCAUGGUGGCUGAUAUUGGGGACGUCAAUGUGAACGUGUACGACCUGAAGGACACCUGCAAACGCAUCAGGGAGGCCUACAGGAAGAUCCUGGCUACUGGAUGUAUCCCUCUGACCAUGGGUGGCGAUCACACAAUUGCAUAUCCAAUCCUGCAGGCUGUUGCUGAGAAGCAUGGCCCGGUGGGUCUGGUCCACGUGGAUGCUCAUGCUGACACCAGUGACGUGGUCUUGGGGGAGAAGAUUGGACAUGGGACUCCGUUCAGACGUUGUGUGGAGGAAGGGCUUCUGGACUGUAGGAGAGUUGUCCAGAUCGGCCUGCGGGGUUCAGGCUACUCUCCAGAUUCAUAUGAAUGGAGCCGGGCUCAGGGUUUCCGUGUGGUCCAAGCAGAAGAGUGUUGGUUCAAAUCUCUUGCACCUCUGAUGGCUGAGGUCCGGGCUCAGAUCGGCAGCGGUCCGGUUUACCUCAGUUUCGACAUCGACGCUCUUGACCCCGGCUUUGCCCCCGGAACAGGCACACCAGAGAUAGCAGGGCUCACUCCCAUUCAGGGAGUUGAGAUUAUCCGGGGCUGUCGUGGUCUGAAUCUUGUCGGAUGUGAUCUAGUGGAGGUUUCUCCACCUUAUGACACCACAGGAAACACUGCUCUGACUGCUGCCAACCUCCUCUUUGAAAUGUUGUGCGUCCUCCCAAAAAUGAAAUACUACUGAUCAGAAUAGACUUACAGACAACAGGACAGGUUUGUUAACAAUCAAUACAGUUACCUGAAAACAAAGGAAAGUAUGGAGGGCCAAUUCUGCAACAAUUACAUUAUGAUAUUUUAAUCAAUAAAUAACAAAUACAAAUGUUUGUAUGUCACAAAUUAAAUAUCAGUAUAAAGGACACCAUGGAUGUAUUUAAUAGUCUAAGCAGACAUUUAUAGUAAUUACUGUAAAAGCAAUCAAAAUAUGUUUUCUAUGCAGCAGAUGUAGUAACAGCCAGUCAGGUGAGGCUCUGUGCAUUGUGGGAAAAGGACAUGUAUAAUGGAACAUGAUUUCAGGAAAACACUUCAUUUUUAUUGAAUAAAAACUUGUGUUGGACUAA